Messenger RNA from Paecilomyces variotii, 1607 nucleotides. RefSeq names its product NAD binding domain of 6-phosphogluconate dehydrogenase-domain-containing protein. Gene Ontology annotation, molecular function: oxidoreductase activity, acting on the CH-OH group of donors, NAD or NADP as acceptor; NAD binding; NADP binding. The transcript has 3 exons. Lineage: Eukaryota; Fungi; Ascomycota; Eurotiomycetes; Eurotiales; Thermoascaceae. The record is from RefSeq and is a predicted model, not a curated record. The coding region runs from base 274 to 1182 and encodes 302 amino acids.
UGGUACGACUCUUCUACAUUCUGCUUUUCUUUUCCUGUGUGGGUUGUGCAUCUCUCGACGGGAGCUACAGGUUUGUUUUGACGUUGCAGUCCUUUCGAUUCUCUAUCGUCCUAGAAAGGCUAAUAGAAACUUUGAAAAGAUACAGCAGAGGCUUCUGAUAAGAUAGCAUCAUGGCGAGCGUCGUUCAGAUCGGCUGGGUGAGUCUUCACCACCCUUGCUCCGGAUCAUCGGAACUGACGGGAUCGAUGUAUCGCGCAGUAUGGCCUGGGGUCCAUGGGUCUUGGAAUGGCCACGAACCUCCAAAAGCACCUUGUUGCUACCAAGGGAAAGGGCUUGAUAUUCUCCAACCGCACACGGUCCAGGGGUGUCCCUCUGCAGGAGCUGGGCGCUGAAGAGGAAACGAGCUUUGAGAAGCUUGUCUCUAAGUGCGGCAUUAUCUUUACCAUGGUUGCCAAUGACGCUGUUCUAGACAAUCUUGUCUCUUCAGCUGUCAGCUCGGGAGCGUCACUCAAGGAUAAGAUCUUUGUUGACUGUUCGACUGUGCACCCCGACACGAUCGGUGCAGCUGCAGCGAAACUGAAAGAGAAGGAUGCGACUUUCGUCUGCGCCCCUGUCUUUGGAGGAGCUCCUGUCGCUGCCGCCGGGAAGCUGGUUUUCGCUAUCGGCGGGCCGAAAACGGCCCGUGAGACCAUCAAGCCACUUAUUCAGGAUGUUAUGGGAAGGAAGGUCAUCGACUGCGGAGAUGAGCCUAAGAAGUCUUCUUUGCUGAAAAUCGCAGGAAACAUUGUGACUGUCAGCUUGAUGGAGACUGUGGGAGAAGCACAGGUCUUCGCGGAACGUACGGGACUGGGGACUGGCCCAAUGGAAGAACUCAUCACAGAGGCAUUUGGUCCUGUUGCUGGAAGCUACUCUCAGAGACUCACCACUGGUAUUUACGCACCGCCUCUGAACACGCGUCCUGGAUUUGGUGUAUCUCUGUCAAUCAAGGAUGCAGCGCAUGCUCUCAAGAUGGCCAAGGACGCAAACGUCGAGCUCCCAGCACUGGAGGUGGCCCAGAAGAACAUGAUUGCUGCAAGAGAGUACGGAGGCGAGUGCCUUGACAGCAGCUCCAUGUAUGGAAUUCUGCGUCAGAAGGCCGGUCUUGCCUUCUGGAACGAAAAGAGUCGACAAGGAGGAAAAUAAUCCGCUUAUUCUCCACACUUUAUAUGUUUCUUUGUUUUUCUUUAUACCAAUCAUUUCCUGUACUUUUCGGCAUACUCCCUGUUCAGCCUUCUAGAAAUAUGCUUGUCCGUUUAUGCUUCACGGAUAGAUGGAAUAUCUCAUGAUCAGUCAUUACUUCUUUUAGAAGACGCCAUUGCUGGACAAUAGAAUAUUAAAUAUAUCCUGAAUAUGCAUUCUCCGUUCUAGAGGAACAUGUAAUCACAUCCUUUCGUCCUCUGAGAGAGAACUCGUGUUCGCUCAUUGUCUUUUGGUCGGGUGAUUCCAGUACCAGCUAAAGAAUGUCAAUAAUAGAGCAUUCACAGUUUCUGACAGGACAACAAAUGAUAACAAUGAUAGAUACCCAGACGCAUAAAUAUCUUCUGUCUGAUGCCAGUCAUUAGUAUGGU